AUGAAAACUCUAUUCAGAUCGCAAGACUUGUGGGAUCUUGUGGAACAAGGAAUCAGCGAGGCAAGUCAAGACGAUGCAGGAAGAAAGGAGACCCAGAAGAAAGAUGCAAAAGCCCUAUUUUUCAUCCAACAAGCCAUAGACGAAAUCAUUUUCUCGAGAAUUGCAGCAGCAACCUCAGCAAAUGAGGCAUGGAACACUCUCAAAACAGAAUACCAGGGAUCGGCCACGGUGAUCACGGUGAAGUUGCAAUCCCUCCGACGAGAUUUCGAAACAGCUACCAUGAAGAAUCAAGAAACAAUACAAGAGUACCUUGCAAGAAUUUCAUCCACUGUAUGCCAAAUAAGAGCAUAUGGAGACAAGAUUACUGAUGAAACAGUCGUGGGAAAAAUAUUGAGGCGCCUCCCUUCUAAAUUUGACCACGUAGUUGCUGCCAUUGAAGAGUCUAAGGACCUUUCUACCUACACUGUUGACGAACUUAUGGGAUCAUUACAAACCCAUGAGGUCAGAAUCAAUAGGAGUACCACAAGAGAGGAAGAUCAAGCGUUCACCAUUCAAGAAGACAACUUGAGGUUCUCACCCAACAAAGGCAGAGGUAGGGGCUCUUCAAGAGGAAGGGGCCAUGGCAGAAUGAGCCCCUCACAGUGCACACACUUCAACAAAUAUGGACACACAAUCGACGUAUGUUGGAGCAAACAAAAAGAGGCACAGUAUGCUGAAGGAGAAGAGGAAGAUUACUUGUUUAUGGCUACUGAAAAUUCACAUGAUACACCAAAAGAUAUUUGGUAUCUCGACAGCGCCUGCUCGAUGCAUUUAACAGGCGUUAGGUCAAAGCUCAGACAUUUUGAUGCAAUACACAAAUCCCGAGUUAAACUUGGUGACAACUGGUGCACUGUACAGAGGCAAGAUGGAGAAGUAAUCUUAGAAGCCAAAAUGACUCCGAAUAGAAUGUUCCCGGUGAAGUUUACCA
Molecule: messenger RNA, 967 nt
Organism: Cynara cardunculus var. scolymus (artichoke)
Lineage: Eukaryota; Viridiplantae; Streptophyta; Magnoliopsida; Asterales; Asteraceae
Exons: 2
Source: RefSeq, a predicted model, not a curated record